UGACAGCUCGAGCAAUUGUGUUGUUGAUUGUUUUCAUACACUUUUCGGGAAUUGGAGCCGCAAUGGAUCUUCAAAGUACCGACCGAGAGAAGGGGGAGAAGGUGAAGAUAGUUAACCAGGUGAAGCACAUCCCGAAAGAUGCUCAGGUGGUGAUGUCGAUCUUGAAGGAGCUUGGUGCGACCGACUACGAGCCGCGGGUCAUUAACCAGCUCCUGGAAUUUACCUACCGAUACGUAACGUGCAUUCUGGACGACGCCAAAAUAUACGCCAACCAUGCGCGCAAGAAGGUGAUCGAGCUGGACGAUGUGAAGCUGGCCACGCAAAUGAUUCUCGACAAAGCGUUUACCCGGCCGCCGCCCCGUGACGUACUGCUGGAGAUUUCACGCGUCCGCAACGCCACACCGCUGCCGCUGAUAAAGACGCACUGUGGAUUACGCCUGCCGCCGGACCGCUACUGCCUUUCGGCGUGCAACUACAAGCUGCGUGCGGCACAGCAACCGAAGCGCAUGAGCAAAUCCGCCCUGGAGGGACGGUCGUCGCUCAAGUCGGGUAAAGGAGCGGCCGGCGGUGCGGACGGUGGCGUCAAGCGCCCAUCCGUGCAGUCGACACCGAAAACGCAGGUGGUUAGCAUUCCGAAACCGGUGUUCAAGUUUAGUACGGCUCCGAAGACGACACCUGCGGCUGCGGCAGCCAAACCGGUCAAGACGUCGGUCACGGCCAUGGGCAGCAAUGGAGCGGCGGCAGUGGGCAACGCCGGUACAGCGGGAGCGGUCGAGAUUAAGAUGGAAACGGACGAUCAGUUCGGCGAGGCAGCCAACGGAGGCAACAAGCGUAAGCGGGAGGAGGAUGACUUUGAAGUAGUGGAGUAAUGUAGCAAAUACACCUAUGGAAAACGUAGCAUUUAUGGACAAAAAACCGACCGCGACACCUAAAUGAUGGGAAAGAAAAUGCAGGAUGCAAUGUGAGGUACAAAAGAG
Molecule: messenger RNA, 977 nt
Organism: Anopheles arabiensis
Lineage: Eukaryota; Metazoa; Arthropoda; Insecta; Diptera; Culicidae
Gene: Taf9
Product: transcription initiation factor TFIID subunit 9
Exons: 3
Coding region: 63-869 (268 amino acids)
Biological process (GO): RNA polymerase II preinitiation complex assembly; DNA-templated transcription initiation
Cellular component (GO): SAGA complex; transcription factor TFIID complex
Molecular function (GO): protein heterodimerization activity; RNA polymerase II general transcription initiation factor activity; transcription coactivator activity
Source: RefSeq, a predicted model, not a curated record